AUGCUGACGAUUUCUGCUGCCGACACAAAGCUCCUGUCCCCGAGGGGUACGCACUCGGGACAGUUUCCUAAAGCCUCGGCUCACAGAAGUGGAGGCCUGGUCCAGAACCCCUUCUAUCCAUUUGAUUUCGGCUUUUUCUCCUUGGUUGCUUCCUCCAUCUCUCCUCCCCGCACCCCCAACCACCCCGUAGAAAAAGGCCUUUCCUUGCUGAGCUUCCAACUGUGCAACUACAGCGUGACCCGAACCAUCCAGAAGGUGGAGGCUGUCCAGACGUCGCACGUGACCCACGCUCCCUGCGGCGGGUGGAUCCCGUGGAGGCGAUGCCCCAAGACGGUGUACAGAACCCAGUACCUGGCCGUGGAGGUCCCCGUGUCCAGGAACGUGACCGACUGCUGUGCGGGUUACGAGCAGCUGGGCCUCUACUGUGUCCUGCCCCUGAAUCGGUCCAGGGAGUUUGCCUCGAGACCUGGGGUCUGCCCGGAGGUGGGGUCAGAAGCACCUGUGUCACCAUGCAUGCUGGACACCGACUGCCCCGGGCUUCGGAAGUGCUGCCCCUCAUCCCGGGGCCACCACUGCGUGGCUCCUGCUCCCCGAGCUCCAGAGAGGAACCCGGUGACCUUCUGGUACAAUGUGACUGUCCUGGUGAAAAUGGACUUCAAGUUGCUCAAGGAAGUGGACCCCCGACUCCUGGAUCACAUGCGGCUUCUGCACUCCAUGGUCACCAGCGCCUUGCAGCCGCUGCGCCCCGCCGUCCACCCCGUGCAGUCAGCCAGCGGGGACGCCGCCACCACCGUGUCAUGGCUGCUGCUGGGCCUGCCGCGGCCGGUGCCCGUGGCCACCGUCUCCGUCAUGCUGGACGAGGUCGUGAAGCGCGUCUAUGAAGUGAUCAACAUCCAGGUGCAAGAUGUUGGCGAAUGCUUCCUCGAUGAUCUCAGUGCCUGCUCCGGAGGGGAGCAGUGUUUGCACAUGGAGGGCUCAUCCCAGUGCACCUGCCACCCUGAUCCCCUGGCCUCAGCUCCCCAGAGGCUGAACCGCAUGUGUGGAGACUGCCCUCCCAUCCGGGACUACGUGACCCUCAACGUCACCAGCAGCAGCUUUCAGGUGUCCUGGCGUUUGAAUUCUUCCCUGCACCGCACUUUCCACGUGCAGGUCUACAAGGGGGAGGAGCUCCUGCAGAGCGCCAGCACCGCGGGGAGGACCCUGGAGGUGGCGGGGCUGGAGGCCGGAGAGCUGUAUGGGGUGAAGACCAGCUACCAGGCGUGCGGGGGCAAUGUCACCGCCACGUUGACCGUCAGAACAGACGCCCGCGUGUUCCGAGUCACCGUCAGGGUCCUGGACCACAACGUGACGGAGGAGCUGCUCAACCCCGGCAGCCCCGAGUACCGGGACUUUUCCCGACUGCUGCUCCAUGAGGUUGCAAACGCCUUCCCGCCAGCGCUGUCCGACCUGUACAGGAGAGGCAAGCUGAAGGUGCGCAUCGUGUCUCUCCAGGCCGGAAGCGUGGUGGUGACGCUCAGGCUGCUGCUUCAGGACCCUGAGUUCCCAGUGGGACUCUCCACGCUGGCGCCCAUGCUCCCGCCUCUGUGGGCGAGCCGGGUGUUCCAGAUCGACCCGCGGGGCACACGCGUGCAAGACUGGGACGAGUGUGCAGACAGUCUGGGGCACGACUGCUCCCCCGCUGCCCAGUGCAUCAACCUCGAGGGCUCCUACACCUGUCGGUGCCGGACGGCCAGGGACACCAACCCCGCCCGAGCGGGCCGGGCCUGUGAGGGUGACACGGUGAGCCCCACGGGAGGUGUCCUGGCUCCGGCAACAGGAGUAACAGCCCCAGUUCUCGGCACAGAAACAACAGCCCUUGACCGGGAGACUCCCGCCUUGUGGCCCAGCCCUGGGUACCCAGGGGGCACACCCGCAGCAGGCCAGGCCCAGACCCCAGGCCUGCCACCCAGGAGAGGGGGCAGCGACGUGGUGAAGCAGGACGGGAAUGGCACAGGCCAGGGCAUGGAGGAGGAGGUGCCCAGCAUGGCCCCAGGCUUGGUGACAGGCCCACCGACAGCCAGCGGGGCUCCCGGGAACUCCCAUGGCUCCCCUCCUGGGGCCAUGAAUGUCUUGCUGGACACCCCUGGAUGGUUGUCAAGAAACUCCAGCACAGAGCCACCCGUCUGGCCCACACCUACUGAGGGCCCCGCAGACCACAUCGAGUGGCACGCCGGUCUCCCCACUUGGAGAACACCACCAGCGCCCCUGGACCCCACAGGGCCACAGAACAUGCACCCUGGGCCCUCCAGCUCCCCGGACCUGCCUUCAGCCCUCACCCCUGAGUCUCUGAAGCUUCCGUCCUGUGAUCCCGUCCCCAUCGAGAGGGUCACCAUCUCCAAUGUGACCAGCACCAGCUUCCAUGUGGCGUGGGCGGCGGACCUCGCCCGGCACCCCACCUUCCAGCUCACCGUCACCUCCACGCGGAGCCCCGCGGUGCACCUGGAGACCCGGAACGCGAGCCUGACGCUGUCGGGCCUGGAGCCCGGCGUCCUGCACCUGGUGGAGAUAGUGGCCGGAGCGUGCGGGGAAGGAGGUGCCAGGGCCCGCCUCAGAGUGAGGACAGCGGCCCAGAAACUCAGAGGCAAAGUCAGAAUAGCCAAUGUCAGGUACGUAGAGUCCUUCGGCAAUGCGAGCAGCGAGGAGUAUCAGGACCUCCGGGAGCGGUUCCUUACGAUGGUGCGGGGUUCCUUGCCAGCCUCCAUGCUUCGGCUCGUGGACUCCGGUGGGGUCCAGGUGGAGGUGACCCGCAUCGCCAACGGCAGCGUCGUGGUGGAGUUUAACCUGCUGAUCACCGCAGAUGUGGGUGUCCACGAGGUGUCCGCUGCGUUCCUCGUGGCCUUUCAGAAUGCGUCUCUGCUGGAGGUGGUCGGAGAGGACACCGUCAUCCAGGAUUACGACGAGUGUGAGAGCCAGGAGCACGACUGCGAGCCGGGCGCAUCCUGCCGCAACACCCUGGGCUCCUUCACCUGCAGCUGCGUGGGCGGCGCCCCCCACGUCCCUCUGGAAUAUUCUGGAAGACCCUGUGAAGGUGACCCUCCUGGCCACGCGGCCCAGGCUCCCGGGGCCCCUGGGGGCCUCCCCACCCCUGCAGGAACCAGGGCUGCCUCGGUGCCAGCGGCCAGCCAGGGGCCCCAGGACCCGCCCCCGCGGCUGAGCCUGACCGAGGCGGUCAGGGUGCUCUGCGAGAUCGAGAAGGUGGCCAUCGCCAUCCAGAGGCGCUUCCUGCGGCAGGAGUCCAUCCCCGAGUCUUCCCUGUACCUGGGACAGCCCUCCUGCAACGUGAGCUACCACAACAGCACCCACGUUCUCCUGGUGGCCGGGUGGAGCGAGUGCGGAACCGUCGUGCAAAGUAAUGUGACAAAUACCGUGGUGAGGACCACGCUGAGGAAUGACCUGUCCCCCGAGGGCAUCAUCCACCACCUGAAGAUCCUGAGCCCCAUCCACUGUGCCUUCCAAAAUGACCUCUUGACGUCGUCGGGCUACACCCCAGAGUGGGGGGUCUACACCAUCAUCGAGGACCUCCACGGCGCUGGCAAUUUUGUCACCGAAAUGCAGUUAUUUAUCGGGGACUCCCCAAUACCUCGAAAUUAUAGCGUGUCUGCCAGUGACGACGUCAAGAUUGAAGUGGGGCUCUAUAAACAGAAGAGCAACCUCAAGGUGGUGCUGACCGAGUGCUGGGCGACGCCGUCCAGCAACGCCAGGGACCCGGUCACGUUCGGCUUCAUCAACAACAGCUGCCCCAUCCCCAACACGCACACGAACGUGAUCGAGAACGGGGAUUCCAGCAAGGCCCAGUUCAAGCUGAAAAUCUUCUCUUUCAUCAACAACUCCAUCGUCUAUCUGCACUGCAGACUUCGCAUUUGCAUGGACUCCCCCGGAACCACGUGCAAAAUAAAUUGCGAUGGCAUCCGGUCCCCGAGGAGCGGUGAAGCAUCUGCGACACACCAGACGUCCUGGGGACCCCUCAUUCGGUCUGAAGGUGAGCAUCCAGGUGCCCAGGCAGGCCUGGCGGCCGGCUACCUCGUCCUCAUCGCGGUGGCCGUCUUUGCCUCGGUGGCAGGGGCAGCUGCGCUUGUCAUCGUGCAGUACCAGAGAAUGACGGGCAAAUACGACUUCAGAGCCCGCCCGGAUGACUUCAGCUACCAGGUGUUCUCUGAGUAGGAGGUCGCAGCUGGCACGAAGGUAGCUGUGAUUCCAACUCAGUUCUUAAUUCAUCGAGCAUUGAUGGAAGCCUGCUCUGUCCCACGUCCAGAGCUUGGAUGAGUCCCAGAGGUGAAAACACAGCCUCUGACUGACCCAGGAGACCCGUCAUCUGUAUAGGUCCCAGAUAAGCAGUGCCCUCCAGGAGGCUGAGGGGAGCUGUUGGAGAGGGAGGCAGGGUGAGGGGGAUGCCCAGACACGGGGAUAUUCAAACCAAGCAUGAAUGCAGAUCUGCCAUCACAUAGAUCACUCCCACAGGCCCCCAGUUCCCAGACUCUUUUUUACCAUCCUAACUGGUCCAAGUGGCCCUUUUUGGUUUUGCUCACCUGACAUCUGUCACCUGUUACCCAUCCACCCAUCCAACCAACCAUCCACUCACUUGUCCAUCCAUCCAUCCAUCCAUCCAUCCAUCCAUCC
This is a messenger RNA of Canis lupus familiaris (dog), 4656 nucleotides long. It is a transcript of the gene UMODL1, whose product is annotated as uromodulin like 1. NCBI's taxonomy places the organism in Eukaryota, Metazoa, Chordata, Mammalia, Carnivora, Canidae. Gene Ontology annotation, cellular component: extracellular region; cell surface. Gene Ontology annotation, molecular function: peptidase inhibitor activity; calcium ion binding; protein binding. The record is from RefSeq and is a predicted model, not a curated record. The transcript has 22 exons. Bases 1 to 4200 code for a protein of 1399 amino acids.